Messenger RNA from Papaver somniferum (opium poppy), 2531 nucleotides. RefSeq names its product proline-rich receptor-like protein kinase PERK7. Gene Ontology annotation, biological process: protein phosphorylation. Lineage: Eukaryota; Viridiplantae; Streptophyta; Magnoliopsida; Ranunculales; Papaveraceae. The transcript is spliced from 9 exons. The record is from RefSeq and is a predicted model, not a curated record. The coding region runs from base 315 to 2246 and encodes 643 amino acids. Gene Ontology annotation, molecular function: ATP binding; protein kinase activity.
CACAGAUUCAGAGAAUAGAGUUUUUAGUAAAAGAAAAAGUAGCGCCUUGUGUGGGCAUUAAGUUUCUUUUUUUUUACAAAACAGUAUUACAUGUAAAUGUUCCCUCCUUUGGAGGAAGCGUGACUUGGGGAAAGGAAGGGCUCCCCUUUCUGCUUGUCAUCCAAUCUCGUUUACUAACCAUCUCUUCCUCCUUUCAAACCUCAACUUUUCUUACCUUCUCUUCUAAUACACAGAGAUUCUCAAUUGAAGGUCAUAAUCAGGCGAGCAGUUACGGAAGGGUGGAGUAUCGAAGAACAUUACGUUUCAUUAGCAAAAUGUCUUCGUCCUCUGUGACUGCUCAAUCGCCAUCCUCAGAUAAUUCGUCAUCCUCAAAUGAUAAAUCACCUCCUCCACCCGAUUCGUCUCCACCACCACCACCUUCACCGGAUGAGGCAUCACCACCACCUAAAGAUUCACCAUCUAAUAACGCCGCACCGCCAUCUAAUGACGACGACAAGAAUAACAAUAAAUCACCACCACCUCCAUCAAGUGAUGAUAAAGGCAACGAUAAGUCGCCACCACCUCCUUCAAGUGAUGAUAAUAACGACGACAACAACAACAAUAACUCACCACCACCUCCUCCACCACCACCACCACCACCAUCUUCUAAUAAAGCAUUAUCACCACCUCCACCUCAUACACCAUCGCACCACAAAACGCCUACAUCUUCGGAUGACUCAGAUUCAUCACCUCCAUCGAAUAGUAGCAAUGAUAUCAAUGCUAAAUUACCACUUAUAAUUGGAGUCACGGCUGGUGUGGUGGUUCUACUUCUUUUGGCAAUCAUUCUCGUGUCUUGCUGUAAGAAGAAAAAGAAGAGAAGACACGAUCCCAUGCAAUACUAUAUGGACCCCUCUCGUAAAGGUAGUGACUAUUAUCAAAGCUCACAAAAUCAACCUCAGCAAAAUUGGCAAAACGGUCCGCCAUCAGCAGACCAUGGUUACAAAGGCCCGCCACCUGGGCAAGGAAUGCCUCCACCGGGUGGCGGCGGAUGGCCUCCCCACAGUAGUGAAAUGAGUUCAAAUUUCUCUUCAGGUCCACGCCUACCUGUUCUACCACCUCCAUCUCCGAGCCUCGCAUUAGGGUUUAACAAGAGCACCUUCACCUACAAUGAGUUGGAGACGGCAACAAAUGGGUUCUCUCAAGAAAACUUGUUAGGUCAAGGUGGGUUCGGGUAUGUGCACAAAGGGAUCUUGCCUAAUGGUACAGUCAUAGCAGUUAAGAGCCUCAAGUCAGGUAGCGGACAAGGAGAGAGAGAGUUCCAAGCAGAAGUCGAGAUCAUUAGUCGUGUCCAUCAUCGUCAUUUGGUGUCACUUGUUGGAUAUUGUAUUGCUGGUGGACAACGAAUGUUGGUUUACGAAUUCGUUCCAAAUAAAACCUUGGAAUAUCAUCUCUACGGAAAGAAUUGUCCCGUCAUGGACUGGGCUAAGAGGCUCAAUAUUGCACUGGGUUCGGCUAAAGGACUGGCGUACCUCCAUGAGGAUUGUCAUCCUCGGAUCAUCCACCGUGACAUUAAGGCUGCCAAUAUUCUCAUCGAUGAUAAUUUUGAGGCAAUGGUUGCAGAUUUCGGACUGGCUAAGUUGUCUUCGGACACAUAUACUCAUGUGUCGACGCGUGUCAUGGGUACAUUCGGGUACUUGGCUCCUGAAUACGCAUCGAGUGGAAAACUAACCGAGAAAUCUGAUGUCUUCUCCUAUGGCAUUAUGCUUUUGGAACUGAUUACCGGAAAACGUCCUGUCGACACCAGUAAUACGUACAUGGAGGAUAGCUUAGUAGACUGGGCUAGGCCUAUACUGACUCGUGCCCUCGGGGAUGGUAACUUUGAGGAGUUGGUUGAUCCACGUUUGGAGAACAAUUACAGCCCUAGUGAGAUGGCACGCAUGGUUGCAUGUGCUGCCGCAUGUAUUCGUCAUUCUGCCAGGAGACGCCCCAAAAUGAGUCAGAUUGUACGUGCAUUGGAAGGUGAUGUGUCGCUAGAGGAUCUGAACGAGGGAGUGAGACCUGGACAGAGCUCAAUGAUUAGCUCUGGGAGCUCAGAGUAUGACACGAGUAUGUACAAUACAGACAUGAAGAACUUCAGGAAAACUGCAUUGGCAAGCCAGGAAUUAGGGACCAGUUCAGAAUUCGCACAUACUAGUGAUUCAGGAAAUCACCAAGCGUCAUCGAGCGCCGACUCUCGAGAAAUGACAGAUCGCAUUGUUACGCCUUGAUUAUACUGCUAGUCCGCCAUGCUUGAUUAAGAAAAUCAGUCCUUUUUGGUUAGAAAUUCCUAUGGAUGCUUGAAAAGGGAAGGGAUUAAGCAUGGGUUUACUAUGUAAUGUUUUCUUUCUCUUUUUCUUUUUCUUCUUCAAUUGUUGUUAAAUUUGAAGUUAAGGUGGGUGGUAUUUUUGUUGUUUAAUUUGAAGUUAAGGUGGGUGGUACUUUUGGAAUUUGUGUUUAAAGUCUUAUUUGAGCAAUGUAUUUCUCUUUAUAUAUGUUUACGAUGAUUACCUGUA